AUGCAGCUCCCGCGCGUUUCUUUGGCAGUCACCCUGGCGGUGCUGCGCGGGAUCGUCCUUCCCGCACCCGUGUCUGCGGAGGCGCGGACCGAGCUGGUGGAGGACGACCAGCUGGACCUGGCCCAUGCCAGCGCCCUCGGCCUCCAGCGCAGCUGGACCUGGCCCGCACCAGCGCCCUCGGCCUCCAGCGGUCGCACUCGCUGGAGCCCGCGCCCGUAUCUGAGCAGGCCCUGGCCGAGCUCGCGGAGGAGGCAGAGCCGCUGGACUGGACCCACAGCAGUGUCCUCGGCCUCCAGCGGUCGCACUCGUUGCUGA
Molecule: messenger RNA, 315 nt
Organism: Prorocentrum cordatum
Lineage: Eukaryota; Dinophyceae; Prorocentrales; Prorocentraceae
Source: the annotation of a GenBank genome assembly